CUCUUUCACUUGAUCAGAAUACAGAAAAUGCCUUCUCAAAAGUCAUUCAUCACUAAGGUUAAGCUUGGAAAGGCUAAGAAGCAAAAUCGUCCUUUGCCUCACUGGUUCCGUAUGAAGUCUGACACCAAGAUUCGUUGGAAUGCUAAGAGACGUAACUGGCGUCAUACCAAGUUGAACAUCUAAGUAAUGUUCACCAACAGCAUACUCAACUCCCAAAACAAAGUUACAAAUAUCAAAUCAACUCGACUUUUUCUUUUUUAUUUUUUUAAUUUAAUUAGAUUGCAAUAAAAUCAAAAAGAAAAGUGAAUUUGAUCAACAUUA
This is a messenger RNA of Cokeromyces recurvatus, 321 nucleotides long. Its product is annotated as 60S ribosomal protein L39. The record is from RefSeq and is a predicted model, not a curated record. The transcript is spliced from 3 exons. Gene Ontology annotation, cellular component: ribosome; cytosolic large ribosomal subunit. The coding region runs from base 28 to 183 and encodes 51 amino acids. Gene Ontology annotation, molecular function: structural constituent of ribosome. NCBI's taxonomy places the organism in Eukaryota, Fungi, Mucoromycota, Mucoromycetes, Mucorales, Mucoraceae. Gene Ontology annotation, biological process: translation.